GAUUUGCGCUCUCACGACUCUCUCGAAUAGACCCCAGUUUCACACCCAUUGCUCGAUAUAAGGAAGUGAAAGUAUACACAUGGAGGGUGUGUCUUUUCCAUCAAAUAUAUAUAUUAUUUUAUAAAGUCCUCGCUGGAUAAUAAUGGGGGACGCUGCAAAGGUUAAACGGCGGGAACAGCUGAAGGACUGGGCUGGCUCGAGAACGGACCGAGAACCGCCUGUGCCCAGACGAAGGUGGCGGGGCGAUGUCGAGGAUGUUGACCAGACGGAGGCCGUAGACAACGCCAAGCUAAAGGACCCUUCUCGGGAUGUAAAUACCACAGGGGAAGCCAGUCACCUACUCAAACGAAGGAGGCGAGUGAGGUUCGACAUAGCAGCGGAGUUCCUGGCUGCUUGUGCCAGUGGAGACAUAGAUGAAGCCAAGGAGAUGCUGAGAGAGGCGAGUGAGAUGGAGGGAAAGAACGGAGAGCGUCACCAGGCAGAGAUUGUCAACUGUGCCAACGCUGACGGAAUCACAGCCCUUCACCAGGCGUGUAUAGAUGGGAGCAUGGAUGUGGUGUUGUUUCUUUUGGCCCAUGGUGCCAAUGUCAACCAGGUGGAUAGUGAGGGCUGGACUCCUCUGCAUGUGGCCGCCACCUGUGGAAACCUGGAGAUCAUUGAUUUCCUCCUGCAGCGGGGUGCCUCUCUGUGUGCCGUGAACUGUGACGGGGACGUCCCCCUGGACAUUGCCGAGGACGAGGCCACAGAGUCCUUCCUCCAGGCGUACACACAGAGACAAGGUGUGGAUGUGGAGGCAGCUAAGCGGGUGGAGGAGGAGCAGAUCAUGACGGACGCCCGGGCCUGGCUGACGGAGGGGCUGCCCUCGGACCUCCGCCACCCUCGGACCGGGGCCACACCCCUGCACGUAGCGGCAGCCAAGGGCUACCUGGAGGCCAUCAAGCUGCUGUGCCAGUGUGGGCUGGAAGUGUCGGCCAUGGACUGCGACGGCUGGACGCCCCUCCACGCCUCGGCUCACUGGGGCCAGGGAGAGGCCUGCCAGAUCCUGGCCGAACACCUGUGCGACAUGGAGGCCCGCAGCAACGGGGGUCAGACGCCGUUUGAUGUCGCUGACGAGAGCGUGGCCGCCCUGCUGAAGGAGCUGUCGCUGAAGCAAGCCAACUGGCGUAACGAACAGUCCUUCGUGGACAGACUGAACCAGCCGGGAUCCGCUGCUGCCAACGCCCAGAACAAACGGCGGAGGACCUCCGUGUGCAGGAUGAGCAGCAGGGACAAGAUGAACGUCCAGGACCAGUCGAAGGAGAGGGGCGUGUCGGGAGGGUUGGAGCUGAACGAGGAGAGAGAGAGCGGCUCAGAGAGUUCCGCUGUGUCCAGUCCUGAUAGUGAGAGUGUCCCCACCCCCGCACACAGCCCUGUUGAGAAGACUCCGGAGGAGCGGGAUGUGGAGGAGAAGGAGCAGGACCUGGCCAGCCGCACCGCCCGGGUCCCGCCCACUCCCCAGAGGAGGGACAGCCCGGCAGAGAGCCCCAACAACCCCAACGCUGACAGGCGCAAGUUCCAGGCCCCAGUCAGAGAUGAAGAGUCUGAGUUCCAGAGGAAAGCCCGCUCACGUCUCAUGCGACAGUCUCGACGCUCCACCCAGGGCGUGACCCUCACUGACCUGAAGGAGGCAGAGAAGACGGUGGUUAAACCUGCGGAGCCGCCGCGCUCCGUCCAGCCCGUCAGCCCCAUCGUCACCAUCACGCCUGCAGAGAGAGACACUGACCCAGUGAGGCUGGAGGAGCCCGAGGGAGAGUCUCGUCUGGGAGUGAGGGAGAAACGGCGGGGGAGGAAGGAGAGACGCUCCACUGGGAUCGUCCAGCUGCCUGGAGAGAAUGAAGACGAGAACGAGUUCUGUCUGGGUGAUUCUCACGCCAAGGACCCUCCGAGUGAGUCUCAAUCUGGGCAUUCGUCACCUGACUACAAGACGCUGUACUCGGAGGUGGUGGAGAAGAACAGCCUGCUGAAGGAGCGUCUGCAGGAGACGGAGCUGCUGCUCAGCCAGAGCAAGGUGGAGCUGGAGAAACUCCGACAGAGUCAAGAAGAGAGCAGUGCUGACAGACCGGCUCUGCUAGAACUGGAAAGAUUUGAGAAAAGAGCACUCCAGAGAAGAGCGUUGGAACUGGAGGAUGAAUUAAAGGUUUUGGUGGACCUCCGAGCAGACAACCAGAGGCUGAAGGAUGAGAAUUCUGCCCUGAUCCGAGUCAUCAGCAAACUCUCCAAAUGAGCGGCUCGCCUUUUGCGAAAGACCCGCGAACCAAGCAAAGUGUUAAAAGUAACAAAUUCCUUCUUUAGCCCAUCUCAAAAGGCACAAACCAGGGAACACAAGCCCCUUCCACUGCUCUGAUUUUGAAAGACCAACAGCACAUUAGUCAAUUGACUAAUCAGGAACUGGAAAGACGAGAUGUUCAGGGUUAUUUCUGUGGUUUGGCCUCAAGUUAGUCGAUCCACUGUGUACCAAGCUGAACAGCACCUCCUAUGGAUUUACAGGGUACUGUAGGCCGUUCCUGUUAAUCUAUGUUUGAUCCUCACCGCUCUUAUUUUACUGGAAUAUUUUUUAUGUGCUUCGCUUCUGCUUUAAAGCCAUGCAAAAAACAAACAAGAACAUGAUUAUAAUUGUGAGUAUAUACCACUAGACACCUAUGUUGGACAGGGCUAAUAAUGUCAAAGUCAGACAUUUGGUCCUAUGAACAAAUCGAGGGGACCUUAUUAGAAUUAGACCCAAAACAACAAAAAUGGUCUUGUAAAUGUGCCAAAAAACAAACAAAUAUGGGCUCCCCCCUCAUGUCUAGCUAGUAUUGCAUGUUCUUUGGGGAAAAGGUGAAGUGAUUGGUGUGUGUCUCUCUCAGGAUGAGUUUGGGUCAAUACUCAACUUGAGCUGACUACUGUAAAGUUGGACCAAACUGUAUUUUACUGCAUGUUUAUUUCCCUCUCCUGUGAAUGUAUAUUUAUGUGUAUAUUUAAGUACAUGGGCUCCUCUCCUGAUGCUGCGGUGGUCUCUUGUACAAGGACCAAGAUGGUGGGUGCUCAUAGUGUGACUGAGACCUGUUGGUUCCUAGAUGCAGGCAAGAUGGGUCAAGUCUUUUUGAAUGUUUACUGCAAUUUUUUUUAAAGUAAAAUGCAUGCCAAAUUGUAUUUUGACAAUGUGCCUUUCUAUAUAUAUUUGUAAUUAAUAUUUCUAUUUUGCUUUGGCAAAAGUACACAAAGUCAAAAAUAAAAUACAGUAUGGUAACUAAAGGUUAUUACCUCCGGUAAUGCUUCUUUUCUCGAUCUUGAUGCUCAGUCUUCCUAAAUUUUGACAGUUGGGUUGGGUUUAAUAGUUUGACCCAGUGCAGCUGAACCAGAGAAUCCUUAAACACUCUCUGGCUGAACUGUGCCGCUGUGGGCUUCCUCCUCUGAGACCCUGGGUUUGAAACAAGAAACAGGCUUGUGACAAACCAUCUGGUCGAAUUAUCGCUGGUAGAAAUAAAAACCAUACUCAAAAUGAGGUUGUAACACAACUUUCAUGACAUGUUUGUCAUGACAGUGUAUGCACUAACCUGAAAGUUGAUUACAGCCUCAUUGCUUCUACUACUACAAAAUACUGUGGCAAAGUUGAACGGUGGAUGGACCAUCAGAAUGCUCCAGGACAGUUAAGUUUCGAUUCAGCUUGAUGUCACCAUUUCCCUGGUAUGACGUGAGUCGAAGGGCUGUAUAUAAAUAACAGCUGACAAACCUGAGUUUUGUUGCCUGUUUCGUCUGGUUCUUACGUCACAUCAAAAUACCUGAGAAGUACUGUUCUCUCUUCUGCAAGUUCCCACAAGUCUAGAAGCUACAGUUGAAAAUCUACUUGAAUUGGCAUUAUGGUAUACAACAGAAUGCAACUAUGCUUCUAGAGCAAAAACCAUUGAUGUUUAUUGAUAUUCAAUUCAAAUGGUGGAUGUAUUGUUAUAAGGAUUAUAAAUUGUGGUGUAUAACCAUCCUCUCUUUUGCUUUUUGUGUCAACGUGCUGCAUCUUUGCUUCUCUGAGUAUCUGUACUCUGCACUGUCUGCACUCUCUGGUGUACUCUAUGCUCUCUCUCUGUCUCUAUUCUCUCUCUGUGAUGGCCGGAAGGGCGCAGAUAAAUGGCUGUAUGUAGCCAGUACACUACACAUGUACAAAAAACAUACAAUGGCUGAAAUAUGCCACCAAACGGCUUGAUGCCACCAGACAAACGGCUUGAUGCCACCAAACAAACGGCUUGAUGCCACCAAACAAAUGGCUGCCAGACGUCAUUGAAGCCACAACCGGACAGCAUUGAAGCCACAACCAGAUGGCAUUGAAGCUACCAAGUUUGAUUCCGGUCAUGUAUUCCUUUCUUGUUUUCAUUUGAAUACAGUCAUUUCAAUUAACGUUUAGUUUGCAGAAUAAGAUUUCAUGUCACCUGUCAUUUCUCUAAUCAUAAUUUUGGAUCUCCCUAGGCUUGUCAAGCGACACACAACCUGCUCAAAGUGGAUUUGGACCUUAUUCAGCAAUGCGUAAAACUCCAGGGUCUCGUUUUGUCUGGAGAGGAGGACAUGGACUGGGCUGAUAUGUCUGGAGGAAUAACCUGCUGUCAUGAAGAUGAAGAAUGUGAGGAGAUGGACUGGAAGUUAAGUAAUCCAAGUUUCUGGAUCUGGAGGCAAAAAGAAUUUGAUGAUGACGACUAAGCACAUCUUGUCACAAUGACAUUGAUCAUCUGAGUCAAGAUACAGGUUGACGAAGGCCGUGAUGGACAGUUCAAACCUGUGCUUUCCUCUGUCACCAACCAUCUCUGGAGGAGGGGAUCCCUCACCGAAUUGCUCCUCCCAAGGUUUCUUCCAAUUUUUCUCAAUUAGUUUUUCUGGGAGUUUUUCCUUGUCUUCCUUGAGGGUUUAGGUUGGUUGAGGGGCAGUUAUAUGGGCGUUUGUGAAGCCCUGUGACAUUGCUUGUAAAAAGUUUAUUUUUAUACGCUGUAAAUACAAGUCUGAACUUGGCCUCGCCACAAAACCUUUUCUGACACAUUUGGCUGGACGAUUGUUUGAAAUCUACGUUCUACGGUCCAUUAACUUUUAACAGACCAUGGAUGGACUGCAGUAGAUUUAACCCAAAAGUAAGAUUCCUCUCAAGGAUUUUUUCCUGGAGUUCUCUUUCCUGUUUCUGUGGGUUUUUAGGUUACCUGUGAGGACAAUGAUAUAGUCUAAUUACCAUUUUACAAGCAAUCAGAUUAACCAGUCAAAUAUACUUAAUAGUUGCAUGUUAUUGUGCAUAUAAGCCAGGGUCGGCUCCAAGGGGGCGCAUUGACGGACAAUGCCCGCCCAAAUUGAAUGCUGUGCCCCCUCAAAAAAAUAACUUUGUUAAAGUAUAAAUAGGUGUGUCAUAAUUCUGUCUGAGUUGAUAUGAUGAUGCUUUAAAAAUAAUAAAUAUAAUGAAUUGUUCAUAUUCAAUCCAUCGUAGAGGAUUAUUCUGCCUCUUUUGUUGAAAUGUCUGUCCCUAUCUAAAUCCCAUAAGUCCCAACAAUGUAACUUCAGGCACCAAAGUAAUUCUUUCACCAAACACUGUGAAAUUCUGUAUUACUCUUAAAAGUGCUCCAAA
Messenger RNA from Osmerus eperlanus (European smelt), 5608 nucleotides. RefSeq names its product protein phosphatase 1, regulatory subunit 12C (gene ppp1r12c). Gene Ontology annotation, cellular component: cytoplasm. The transcript is spliced from 24 exons. Lineage: Eukaryota; Metazoa; Chordata; Actinopteri; Osmeriformes; Osmeridae. Gene Ontology annotation, molecular function: protein kinase binding; enzyme inhibitor activity; phosphatase regulator activity. The record is from RefSeq and is a predicted model, not a curated record. Gene Ontology annotation, biological process: signal transduction. Bases 143 to 2263 code for a protein of 706 amino acids.